AUGGGUUUGAUUCUUUCUAUCGUCGCACCACUUACACAAGAAAUUAAAGAACGCCGACAAAGGAAGAAAGAAAAGAAAGCUGCCAAGGAUCGCGAAGCCCAAGGCAUAAGUCAUCGUGCACCAGGAGCCACGGACGGAGUCCAGGAAUCUAGCCCACUCCCGCAACAAGAGCAGCCAUCAUUGCACCACCAAAGUACCUUGGAACGAGGCUUAGAAGCCGAAGCCAACUCAUCACGCCCUCCUCCUAUUUCUCGAGCUGCCGUGCCAGCAGAGGAUUUGCCAGCGCAAGAAAGACGCGAAUUGGAGGGCGAACAAACAAGCAAGGCAGUUGGGGAAUUGGACGGCGCGAGAACUGGUGGACAACCGGCUUUGCAAAGGGAGGUUGGCCUUGCUGCUCCCGUUCCUCUGGCUGCUAGCACAGCUGCGAAUCUUGCGAUAAACGAAGAGGCAAAAGGACAUAAAAUGGCUUCAGACGAGGAUUACGCGUCGUUUCUUGACAAAGCGAAUCAAGAUCCCAAUGAAGGUGUUGCGCAGGGAAAGAGUGGAAAGAUUGAGCUGAAAGCUGUGGAUUCUGGUGUUGAGGUUCCAAAGGUUCUGCAGGAUGCGACGAAGGACGCGUGGUAUGUAAGUGAUGCUGACGAGAAAUUCACACCGGUUGUUCUGAAGUUCAAAGGAAGCUCGCUGCCGGAUGAAGCGACGUUUGCCAAAACUGCAGGCCAUCCCUCACCAAACGACUCUGAAGUUUCGAUUAUGGACAUUGGAGAGUGGGAUACCCAAGGUGAAUACAAAGACGUGGUUGAGGCUGUCAGGGAAGCGGGUAAGGGGAGUGAUGUUAGGGUUUACAGAAUUGGGAGAGAUAGCACCAGAUUUGAGUAUUGGGUCGUGACACUUGCAGAUGGCAAUCUUGUCGGCGUGAAGGCACUUGCUGUUGAGAGCUGA
This is a messenger RNA of Glarea lozoyensis ATCC 20868, 939 nucleotides long. RefSeq lists its product as uncharacterized. NCBI's taxonomy places the organism in Eukaryota, Fungi, Ascomycota, Leotiomycetes, Helotiales, Helotiaceae. The record is from RefSeq and is a predicted model, not a curated record. The transcript has 3 exons. The coding region runs from base 1 to 939 and encodes 312 amino acids.